AUGUCGAAAAUCUCCAAUAAUGACAUGGAUGGCAUGAACUCAAGCUACGGAUCCAUGGGUCGGAAAGUGCCAACUCAUCCGACUAAGUUGCGGGUAAUGCGGGGGUCUCAAAGCAAACUAUGGAACCACCCACAUCUCGUCUCGAACUCCAUGGGCGGCAUUAUACAGACUCAGCAGGUGCAUGAACAACUUCCCUGCUUGAGAUACGUUUAUGAUCCAUCCAGGCCGCCACGGACCAGCGGGAUCGGGCAAGACCAGAGUGGAGAGUUGAGGGCAUCGCCUACCGAGAAACGCCACACAAGUACGUAUGUCGAAGAGCUUCUGGACGCAGCAGUCAACCACGCCGUAGAUACUACUCGCGCGACUACUUUUCUCUGGGGUUUAGGCGCAAUUAUCCUUGCGCAACUCGCCAACCCACCCGAGAUUUGCAGAUCUCGUUUCAAACAAACCAGCUGA
This is a messenger RNA of Aspergillus puulaauensis, 456 nucleotides long. RefSeq lists its product as uncharacterized. NCBI's taxonomy places the organism in Eukaryota, Fungi, Ascomycota, Eurotiomycetes, Eurotiales, Aspergillaceae. The transcript has a single exon. Bases 1 to 456 code for a protein of 151 amino acids. The record is from RefSeq and is a predicted model, not a curated record.